GCAGACGUAUUAUGCACGGGUGAAAAGAGUGAAUCAUAGCAAGACCCUGGCCUGCAAUGACGAAGGAAAAAAUCGUGUGGUAAAAUCUCUAGGAUAUUUUCUGCCGCACAUGGGAUGAGUUGAACUGAACGUACUUAGUCCCAAAGUCAUCUCCAAAUACACGCGCUGUGUGCUUGUCAUUUUGUAUCACAUUAGCCGCAGUGAAAUCGCCAUGUGUGCAAUAUCACGGCAAUGUUUAUAUUCUUAGAUAGACCAGUUAACCUUAGAUGUAGUAGAAAUAAAUAUGCUGACGUGCUAUCAGGGGAAACGCUUAAUUUAGGAGAGCAGGGUCACAGUCGUCGUGAGGCAGCGACAUGGACUUUAGCGAAGGCGGGCCCAUUUCCCGCAUGUCCGUCACAGACGUCUUGGAGAGGCAGGGAAGAGGCGAUGAGAACUACAGGUGGUUCGUGGAGGUGACGAAUCUGGCCGAUCGUGUGGUGCUGCAAGUUGCCGAUGCCAGAGAUGAUGUACAGAAGAGGACAUUCACAAAAUGGGUCAACUCCCACCUUAAAAAGCAUCCAUCUAAGCAAUUGACGCUGGUGCAUGACCUGUACAAGGACCUGCGGGAUGGCAGUCGACUCAUCCCUCUGCUUGAGAUCCUCACAGGGGAAAGAAUACCCCAGGAACGUGGCAAGUUGAGACUUCACCGGCUGCAGAAUGUUAGGAAGGCGCUAGACGUGCUGAAGGUGAAAAAGGUGGCCUUGGUGAACAUCGAUAAUGUGGACAUCGUUGAUGGCAACACCAAGUUGACCCUAGGCCUCAUCUGGACCAUCAUCCUCCACUUCCAGAUCUCAGAUGUCAAGAUUGAAGGCCAGCACCUCCAGCCCAAGGAUGCCCUCCUGCAGUGGGCCAAGCAGACAGUGGACGGCGUCCCCGGCGUCCACGUCACUGACUUUGAACGCAGCUGGCGCGACGGCCUGGCCUUCAACGCCAUCAUCUACCGCAACCGGCCUGACCUGGUGGACUUCCCCAGCCUGCGUCCCUCGGAGCACAAGAAGAACCUGAGACACGCCUUCACCGUGGCCGAGAAGCACCUAGGAGUCACCAGUCUGUUGGAACCAGAAGAUGUGGAUGUCCCCAAGCCCGACGAGCGUUCCAUCAUGACCUACGUGUCCUCCCUGUACGACGUCUUCCCCACAGUCCCCCCCAAGCAGACCAAGACGUCGACGAUUACCACCACCCUCAAGACCUCGAGGCAGACGGGCCCCGCCGUCACCUCGCAUGUCCAGGAGACAGUCAUCCAUUCCUCCGGCAGCCAGAACAGCUCCAGCGCUGCGUCUUCCGCUAGUGCCGCUGGCACUGAUCCCCAGUGGGAGGUGUACGCUCAACCGGCUCGCCAGAUGAUGGACUGGGCCAAGCGCACAGCCAACAUGAUGGACGACCGUAGCAUUCCACAAUCUACGGCCGAAAUCAAGAGAGCUCUAGCUGAUCUGAGUCGCUUCAAGUCCGAGGAACUCCCCACCAAAGAGGCUGAGAAGCAGCGCCUUGCCAGCAGAUUCCGUGAAGUGGAGAGGAGCACUCAAGCCACAGGCCAGUUUCGUCCCCCCGCUGGCCUGCACAUCAACAACCUGGAGUCGGCCUUCGACAGCUGCCGAUUGGCCAUCCAGCAGAGAGAGCACAUCCUCAACUCCGAACUCCACAGAAUGGAGCAGCAGGACACCCUGGCCAACAAGGUCAGCCGACAGAUCCCCAUGGUGUCGGCCGACCUGGACACUAUCCAGGCCCGCAUCCAUGAUGCCGAGGGCAAAGCCGACAAGAUGACCGCCGUCGAUGUGCGCAACACCAUCGAUGACAUUGAAUCUGCAUCCCGAACCUGUGACAAAAACAUCGCCAUCCUGAUGCGCGAGGUUGCCCAACUGAGAACCAACAACCACCCAAGCGGACCCGAACUUGACCGAAAACUGAAGCAGCUGCAGGAUCGACUGGCCACCCUGCGCAACUUCCAGAUUGCCGGCACCACCCAGAAGGUGACCACCCGCACCAUGGUGCAGGGUGACGCCGUCAAGCUGGAGCGGCGGGUGGAGCUGCGCACCGAGCGCCGCUUCGUGGAGGGCAACGUGGACCAGUUCAUCCAGGACUGCUACAAGUGGGUCAAGAACAAGGAGUCUUCCCUGAAAGUUGCCAGCUACGGAGACGAUCUGGAGAAAGUGCAGAAGGCCCUGCAGCAGAGCAAGGGCGAGCUGCACACCAUCCGCGAGUACGAGCGCAACAUCUCCAAGUGCCGCAGCGUUCUGUCCAACAUGACCGGAGAGGAGCUGCAGCGUAACCAGGAGCAGAUAGCCAUUGUGGAGGACGCCUACAAGCAGCUCCUUGACAUGGCCGUCAAGCGUGUGCGCGACCUGGAGAUCCUGCUGGAGUUUGUCCAGAUGGCCACCAAGGAGAUGAUGUGGAUGAACCAGCUGGAGGACGAGCACGCCAACCGCGACUGGAGCGCCAAGAACCUCAACAUUGCCGAACUGGAGAAACACUACAAGACACUGAUGCGAGAGAUUCAGGGGCGAGAGCGCCAGUUCACGUCUGUCCAGAACCACGGGGAACGUCUGAUGAUGGAGAACCACCCUGCCAAACCCUGCAUAUCAGACCACCUGUCAGCCAUGCAGUCUCAGUGGAAUACCGUGACCCAGCUGGCCAACUCCCUGGAGACGCACCUUAAGUAUGCCGCCGAGUACUUCCAGUUCUUUUACGACACAAAAGAGUUGGAGCAGUGGAUGGCUCACAGUCAAGAAAUUCUGGCCUCUGUGAUGGAUAAGAAAGAUUUAUCACAAAUGGAGGCACAACAGCUGCUGCAAGAAGUAAUGAAAAUGAAACAAAGAUUGGAAGAGCAGCAGUUGGUCCUGCGCGAUCUCCAACAGAGGAGUAAGCACAUUGUGCACCUCAAGAAGAGACGCCAGCGUCUCACCGAGCCCAUCCCCAUCUUCGCCGUGUGUGACUACCCCGGCAUUGAUUUAAAUGUUGUGAAAGGGCAGGAGUACGUGUUGCUUGACAAUGCCAACCGGACCAAAUGGCGGGUGGUCAAUCGGGCGGGGAUGGAGGGCAACGUCCCUGGGGUGUGCUUCAUGAUUCCACCCCCCAACAGUGAGGCCAUAGACAAUGCCCUUCAACUUGAAGCUCAUUUCAAACAUUUGGUUGAAAUGUGGAGCACAACACAGACAAGACUUCAACAGUGGAUUCAGACCCUCAGCCAGAGGCAGUCCACACAGAGCAUUGACUCGGUUGGGCGGACAACGGUCCAGCAGACCGAACAAGUUCCCCAGCAACAGCAGCAGAUUGUCCAGCGAAUUCAGAAUGGCCAGGAGCUGCAGACCAGGUCCACCUCGGCCCGCCGCACGGUCACCUCCCGCAAGGAGACCACGGAGGAUGGCCAGACGCUCAUUACAGAGGAGAUAACGGAGCAGAUGCCAGACGGUGAGACCCACCGGACAGUCACUACCAAAAAGAUCAGGACCCAGGAGGUGUUCCCCACCGGCGAGGCGCCGCAGGUGCCGCUGGAGAGAAUGGCUGCCCCAGAAAUCCAAACGCACCGGACCGUCACACUCAAGCAGCAAACCCUGGGCCAUGAGGCUCGACCGCCCCAGGUGGUGCCGCCGGACCGGAGUGGUACCUUCCCCCAGUCCAGACGCCACGCCAUGCUACAGCAGUUCCAAGAGAACACAGAGCAGAUGAGGUUCGAGGAGGAGAGGAGGCGGCGGGAGCAGCAGCAGCAGGCAGCUGAGAUGGACCUAGAGCGAAGGAUGAUUGAGGAGGAGCACCGUCGACGAGAGCGUCUGGAAAUAGAGAGGAGGGAGGAAAUCAGGAUGAUGCAGGAGCAGAUGGAAGCUGAGAGGCAACAGGUCGAGCGGAUCCGGCUGGAGAGACACCAGCAGGCAGAGCAGGCCGAGCGGCAGCAGGCAGAACGCAUUGCCUAUGAGCAGCAGCAGGCUGAGCAACUGGCCCUUGAGAGGCAGCGGGAGGAGGAGCGUAGGCUGGUGGAAGAAAUGGCCCGGGAGAGGCUGGACUUUGAGAUGACCGUUGCCCAACAGGCUGAGCAGUUGGAGAGGGAGAGUGCCGAGCACAUUGGGGCCAAGCGCCGCAAGAUGGACGAGAUGGCGCAGCUGGUGGCCAAGCAGAGGCUCGGUGAGCAGAUAACUGCCACGGGCAUGCAAUAUGAGCGGACCAUAGCCCAGCAAGCAGCCGUGGCUGCCCAGGAGCGGCAGCAACGUCAGGCGCAGCAGCCAAGGCAACCAGAAGUUGUAGAGAGCAUCACCCCGCGCCAAGUGCGCACUCCCACACCCAGGAUUGAAAGCCAGCAACACAGCUUAGAAGAUAUCACUGGUCAGCUCCGCUCCUCCCAGCAAGACCUGAGACACAAGUCGCUGAGACGCUCUGAAACAGAUCUGAUGCAACAGGAUGCCCUGGAGACCGACCAACAACAGCUGCAGUUGCAAGUAACAAGAAACCAGUACAUAACAUCUGAGCAAGUGUCGACGCAAUACACGGAAAGACGCGAUGACCAACGCCACGUGACCACGGAGCAACAGCGCCCUGUGGUAGAUGCCGCUGCCAGUCGGAUGGGGCAGGUGGAACUAGUUGCCCAGGAAUUGGCCAGAGAGGUUGAAAGUUGUAACCGUUUAAUUGAUGAGAUGAGCAGUACUUCUCAGGCUUCAAUUUCCUCAGAGGACAGGCAAGUAGUAGAAAGCGUUUCACUGGACAUGGACUCAUUCCUCAGGAGGCUGUAUAAAGAUGAGGAAAGACUUCAGUCCAGGGUGGAAACACCCCUCCCCCACACAAUGGAAGAAUCCAGGGUACUUCAUGAUGAUUUUCAGACAUUCCACAAUGAUCUGGCCGAACUUCAGCCAGUCUACGACCGGAUCAGCGACGUGGCCGCCCACAUCCUGCAGGAGCGGGAGGGGCAGUUCCCCAAGCUGGCCGAAAAAUACCACAUUCUGAACGAGAAGUGGGACAGCCUCGUGCGUCAUUCCAACGCCUGCUCCGAGAGAGUUGCACUGGUAACUGACAUAGUGCAUACACUGCACAGAGCUCGCGAAGUGAUUACCAGCUGUGAAAAGGUCCUGACCUUGCACGGCAAGAUGCCUGGUGAAAUGGAUAAACACCAGGACCACUUGGACAAAAUACAGGGUUUACAAAAAACACUUCCACCAUUCCAACCUGUUGUUGACAAGCUCAAUGACGAAAUGGUGCGGGUGGGCAGUCUGUCCAAGACCACGCCCACCCACCAGGAUGUCCAGCGUCUAGAGAGCGAGGUGCAUAGCAUCUUGGGAAGGUGGAAGGAUGUCUGCAAUCAGACGCAUGAACGUCUAAAGAGGCUGACCCAGUCGGGCGACCUCCUGCAAGAGUUCAACGACCUGCUGACUCGCGAGAGCAACUGGAUCUCGCAGGCUGAGGUCACGCUCAUGGAGUUUGAGCACGUUGCCAAGGGCUCGCUAAACCUGGUGCAGCAGCUGGGGGCGGCCCGCGAGUUCAACAAGCAGGUGGCCGGGCGCCAGCACUACAUGAUGGAGACUAACGGGCGGGGGGAGGCUUUCAUUGGACAAGCCCAGUCGUACGACUCCACGGUUGAAGCGUACAAGACCAAAGUCCAGGGCAGCUACCCCCGCAGCCUGGCCAAGAGAGAAACCACAGGCCUGGUGCCCAGCUGGUCCGUGAAGACCUUCAGCAGCUGAACAAGCGCUACCGGGAACUGGUGGCCCGGGUCAAUCUUCGCGUGGACAGCAUCCACUCGGCCGGAAAUUUUGAAAAUGUAAGGCGCUCGUUUAAAAGAGAAAGGGGAAAAUUUACGCCAGGAAACGUAUCCCUCAUUGCAGGUGGCACGAUUUGAAAUGAGUGUUAUAAUGUGACCCUUGAAAUUUGGAAGAUUGGGUAAGACGUGGCUUUCAAAAAAAAAAAAAAAGAAAUCAAAUGUGAUCUUUCGCUUGCAUAAGCCGAGCACUUUUUUGACCUGGCUUUUUUUUUUCAAUUUCAGUACGGUACAAAUCAAGUUAGUCAUUCCUGCACAUGUAUGCUGUAUUGUUAAUAUAUUUGGCUAUGAUUUCAUGUCCAUUUUCAAACAGAUUGGAUUGUAGUUUUUAAGAGAUAGUUUUUCAUUAAUCUGUUUCCAUUUCACAGUUUUCUCAAGCUUGCUUUUUAGCCUAACGACUUCAUUGCAGUUGCUGUUGACAGAUUUAAACUCAUGAGUUGGUCGGCAUUUUGAAAAGAAAAUUUUUUUUUUUUCAAUUCUUUUAAUCAUUAGUGAUGGUUACCAAAAGUCUGCAUUUACUUUUGUCCUGUGAACUGAAGAGCCACCCCAUUGCAGUUAACCUCAAUAUGUCAUCUCUUCAUUGGACUUGACUUUACUUUCCACAGAUUUGUUAGAAGACCUUUGCCACUUAUUGUAUUUCAACUGCUGCAUUUGUGUGAUCUUUUUUUCUUAAAUGCUGUCCGACUGUUUUUCUUUUGAUGAAAUGUAUCUGUGUCUAAUAAUAUACACCAAGCAGAGUUACAGCCACACAGUUAUGACCACAGAGCCAAAAAAAAUUAACACCGUGCACAUGCCAAACAUCUCACGUCACAUACAUUUUGAGCCUCAUUCAAAUUAAAAUGCAGUCUGAGUGGCAAGUUAUUUUAUUGUCUCGUAACAGAGGACCGAGUUGAAUGUUACUAACAUGUGCUCUUAGAAAUGUUUCUUUUCAAUAUAACCGAAAUUUCCCUGGCUCUGUGAAGUCAGGCCGCUGCACUGCCAUUCUGUCUUCUAGGUGAGUUCUCACACUGAUGUUUCUGAAUCUCUCCAAACAAGUCUGGUUUUUUCCUCUCUCUGCAUUAAUCAACCUGUACCAAAUCACACUUGUUCUGCACUUCAGAUCCCUGUUCUUUGUGAUAUGUGAAAUGAAUUUCAAUCGUGGUUGUACAGAUUUGUAACCGUGCCUUUCUUUACUUUUUUUUUUUGGCUACAACGUAUGUUUCAAGUCACAAUUUUUACCAUUUUUUCUGUAUGAAGUGGAGUGAGUAUUUUUUUUUGGUGAAUGCUCCUACCUAACAGUUUUGGGGACUUGCGUUGCAGUCACUUCAGCAUUUCCCUUCCCCUUUUUGGCACUGUGUGGUCUUUCUUUACCAGCUCUUCUUAUGCGCACAAACUGCCGGCAAUGGCUGCUUUCAAUAUCUAAUACCCACCACAUGUCCUUUGUUUAUUUUUCCAGUUUACCGUCGUGAGGUCUGUAUACAAAAACUGCUGUUUGCCAUCUUCCCAAUAAGCCUCUUGCCUUGAAAAAUGAUCAGUGUAAGACCUUCCAUGAAAAAAAAUGAGAAAAUGUAAUGUAAGUAACCCCAGUGAUAAAUGAAUGAGAGCAAAAUGACUUUAUACCUGUAAACAGCACAGAUCUGGUCCCUUACCACGUCUUGCUUGUCAAUGGAAAUGAAAAGACUGAAAGCAAAUAAAUGUAUUAAACAAA
This is a messenger RNA of Acanthaster planci (crown-of-thorns starfish), 7460 nucleotides long. RefSeq lists its product as uncharacterized. The record is from RefSeq and is a predicted model, not a curated record. Lineage: Eukaryota; Metazoa; Echinodermata; Asteroidea; Valvatida; Acanthasteridae. Gene Ontology annotation, molecular function: calcium ion binding; microtubule binding.